AUGUUGCAGAGAUUCUUGGAGAGAAAGCCUAGAAUAAACUCACAGUUGGUGGCACAACAAGUUGCUCAGCAAUAUGCGACCCCACCGCCACCUAAAAAGGAAAAGAAAGAGAAAGUGGACAAGCAAGACAAAGAAAAACCUGACAAGGAAAAAGAAAUCAGUCCAAGUGUUACAAAGAAGAACAACACCAAGAAGACUAAACCAAAGUCAGAUAUUGUGAAAGAUCCUCCUAGUGAAGCAAACAGUAUACAAUCUGGGAAUACAACAACAAAGACCAGUGACUCAAAUCACACUUCAAGCUUCAGCUCCUGGCUGUCAGUGAGGUUCAUCCAUCCCAGACCCAGACUGAAAAAUGUGGACAGAAGUACUGCACAGCAGCUGGCAGUCACAGUAGGGAACGUCACAGUGAUUAUCACAGACUUUAAAGAAAAGACUCGCUCCUCUUCCACAUCCUCAUCUACAGUGACCUCCAGUGCAGGAUCAGAACAACAGAAUCAGAGCAGCUCUGGCUCUGAGAGCACAGACAAGGGCUCGUCCCGCUCCUCCACACCCAAGGGGGACAUGUCAGCAGUCAACGAUGAAUCUUUCUGAAAAUUGCACAUGGAGUUGUGGAAAACUAUAAAUCAGGGUAUGAAAUUCAAACACUCCACCUGCCCAUGCUGUUUAAAUCCUGGAGAGCCUCUUCUGUGCUUGAACAUACACUUUCUUGGACAUCGACCUCUUACUGAUGCAACCAGGAUAAUUUCUGCUUGCCAUGGGCAUCUGGCCACCAAGGAAUUUCGCACCCUGACGAUUACUCUUGACACUUUUAUGUAUUCCAUUGUUUUAUAUGAUUUUCCUAACAAUCAUUUAUAAUUGGAUGUGCUCCUGAAUCUACUUUUUUAUAAUAUCUGCUGUGCACAAUUUUCCAUGAACAUUACAACCUUUUGUUUUUGGAGUGGGGGGGGAGGGCAGGGGAAGGGGGCUUUAUUUAUUGCAUUCACAAACUCCAUCCUCUUUUUCAGCAUAUCCUUUAAGUUCAGUUCUUCCUCCAGUUAUACUGUGUACUAUCAGUUUUGAUAUAAAUUAUAUAUAAAUAUAUAUAUAAAUAAAUAUAUAUAAAGGGUUAUUUGAAACCAAUACAUGGAAACGCUGGUGCUUGAAACACUGUGAAGCGAAACAAUAAUAUUGAACAGUAAAGAUCUGGGACAGUCCCCUUCUGUGAAAGUGCUGAAGCUGAAAUGGAACCGGUCUGAGAUGGGAAGUGUAUUCCUGAAGGUUUGAAUCUAGAUGGGACCCGAAUUUUAUUUUAUUUUUUUGUUCCUUUCCCCAUCCCCUCCUUCCCCCUCCUCCCCAUGCUUUGGCUGGACAAAUAGUUUUGAUCUUCUGGUUUGUUUAUUUUUUAUAUGAGUGUUGUGAUUUGUUGUUGGAAGACUGCUCCAGAUAGCACACAUUCCCGGUAGGAUAACUCAGACUGACAAAUCACAAGUUCACGUCUUGAUUCAAGUGGGUACAUUCAAAACUAAGCUGAAUGCCACAGUUUCAUGCGUAUGCCGGUAACCUGUUUUAUUUCACUAUCUUUUUGCAUAGCCAAUUGCACAAAAAUACAACGUUGUGUAAUUUUGAUGAAUUCCAUCCAUUUUUCCAGACCAGCAUCAAUAACUGCGGUAACUUUAAAAGUCUGUGGAGUAGCUUUUUGCGUUAGGAUUCAAGGCAAGAGAGAACUGUAGGGCCAGAAACCUUUUUGGGGGGCUGAUGUAAGAAAUGGUUACUUGUUCCCAUCUGUUGUUUCAUGGUUCUUCCUUGAUCCAACCCUUUCAUGUCUGUCUCCUUCCAUCCUGUUACGGGGAUUAUUUUGUGUUUGAAUUGGGUUUGGAUUCCAAGAGUGACUUCUGAACAGCGGAUCAUCCAGUGACGACAUGUGAGGUUUGUCAGUGUUGGGACAUGUUUAGCUGUCCUGCUGUGGGAGCUAAAGUUGUGAAAAGCUUUCGGGCUGGCAAGUGAGCAACAAGUGCAGCUCAGACGGAUGGCCAGUAUCUCUUUCAUUCUAGCUCUAAAGCUAUUCAGACUGCAUUUCUUGGUCUGUUAGCCUUGCUUUAUAGUUUUCCUUCUAGGUGUUAGCCUGCUAGAACACUAGUCUGAAGAGGUGAAACAAAUAUCGUUUGCUUUAUUUUUAAACUUUUGGAGCUCUUUUGGCUUUUUAUCCUUAUUUGUGUGGCUCCAGAGUGCUUGGCAGUAAUUUCAGGCACAGAGUCUGUGGCUUUAUUCAACAGCAUUGGGAUACCCUUUUUUGGGUGCCAUGUUUGGAAAGAGGGCCAUUUAAUAGUAACCUGGUGCUAGCUUCUUCCAUUGCGAAUUAUUAGCUUGGCAAAAAUCAUUUCUGUAUGUGGAGGCAACUGAGCUAAAUUUUUGUUUUCAGAUCAGCGUGGUUUUGAGUAGCAGACAUAGGUUCCUUUCACACGUACGAUCAAAGUAUUCUGUACUUAACUAAUUCAUUACAAGCUGUGCUUGAAGGUGUAUGGUAAAAAGCAGGGCCUUUGCAACUGCAUUUUUUAUUGUGAACACCUUAACAUGGACACCCCCAUUUAAUUCUGCUUAUAUUGGAAAUAUAGGCUGUAUUUACCUUUAUAAACAACAUUUUUAAAGUAUUUAUUAAAGAACCAAAGGAAAUCAGAUGCUCCCUAUGAGCAUCAAGAAAAUAUAAUAUACAUAGUUUUAAUACUAUGAAUUUCUCGAUCCACAUUUUAACAUUAGUGGGAUAUUGCAAAGACAUUCCUUUUCCAGUUUUUACUAUUCCUUUAAGGGUCUCAGGGAGGGUAAACUGGUCAGCCAUAUUUAUUUAUUUUACUGAGAUGUAUUGGAAUAAUUUUUUAAGAGAGACUUUUUGAAGAUGCCCCUGAAGUUGUAUAUUUUGCACUGCUUUAUAAAUGAACCGUAAUCAGUUAGGCUUGCAUGCAUUUUGGCCCUGAUCCAGCAAAGCCUGGAGACAAGCAUUUGCUUCUCCCCCUAGUUUCAAAAAAGACUAUACUGGUGCUUAAAGUUAUGCACAUAUUUAAGUUCUUUGCUGGAUCUGGGAAUUUGUGCAUAAAAGCAUGAUGUCUACCAGGAAAUUUGUUUCAUAUAAAGUGAAUGGACCUUGUAGAUUAGUUGAAAAAGCUUUAACACACAGUAACCAGCUACUCAUAGGCUACUGAUUCAGUGACAUCUUUUGAUCUUUUUUUUCUUUUUUGGUGUGCCUCCUUUAUAAAAUAGGAUAUUGUAAAGAGAGAGUGGAAAAUUACUUUGCAACAAGUGAACUGUAACUCUGCAUUUAGUAGAAAUUGCUAGCUAAGCAUUUGAACUUACCCGGGCCGCUUUCUUAGCUGUUGUGUUGUGGAUUUGAAGGAUAGUGUUUACUUUUACACUUAAUUUCUAGAAUUGAUGAUACCCCUAAGGCAUGUAUCUGGAAAUGGAAUUCGCUCCACGCUCUGCAUUUUCAGUUUUAACCUGCUAUCUGUAGGGAGCAUGUUUAAAAAACAAAAAACAAACAAACAAAAAAAAACCAACAAAAAACAAAAACAAAAAAACCACCUAACAACAACAAAAAACA
Alligator sinensis (Chinese alligator) is the source of this 3568-nucleotide messenger RNA. It is a transcript of the gene RYBP, whose product is annotated as RING1 and YY1 binding protein. Bases 1 to 591 code for a protein of 196 amino acids. The transcript is spliced from 5 exons. Gene Ontology annotation, biological process: positive regulation of DNA-templated transcription. Gene Ontology annotation, cellular component: nucleus. Gene Ontology annotation, molecular function: DNA binding; transcription coregulator activity. NCBI's taxonomy places the organism in Eukaryota, Metazoa, Chordata, Crocodylia, Alligatoridae. The record is from RefSeq and is a predicted model, not a curated record.